Molecule: messenger RNA, 4895 nt
Organism: Anneissia japonica
Lineage: Eukaryota; Metazoa; Echinodermata; Crinoidea; Comatulida; Comatulidae
Product: protein crumbs-like
Molecular function (GO): protein binding; calcium ion binding
Source: RefSeq, a predicted model, not a curated record
AACCAGUUGGCUGCUGCACUGUUGCAGUUCUCAGGCUUCUGGACUCGGACUAAGCAGUAGAUAACAACCGAGUGCCAAGCUGAAUGGAAGCGUCCUCACAAUCUGACCGAUAACGUAAACAAUGAAGUCAUUUUAAAUGAGUGGCUGAAACAUGUGGAAUCUUUUCAAGUUAACAUGUUUUAUUUGUUGCUGUUUGAUGUUUGAGGGGAACCCAUGUACCAGUAGCCCAUGCCAGAAUGGUGGAUGGUGUUAUAAUAUUUAUGUACAGUACUUGUGUAUAUGUAACAUCCAUUGGAUGGGCAGUAACUGCGAAGUUCCAGCGCAACACACACGAACGUGCGGAUCAUGGGAAAUUCCCUGCCAUUCUGGAGGGUGUACGUUUGCACGCAAUCGUUGUGAUGGGAAUAAGGAUUGUAAAGAUGGAAGUGACGAGGUGAACUGUGUUACCAUUAAACCUCAGCCUGCGUGCCGACCAGGAAUGUUCGUGUGCGGCGACAAGUCAUGCAUCCCGUCCUUCCGACGUUGCGAUGGAUUUGUUGAUUGUGUUAACAGUACUGACGAGAUUGGGUGCCGGCCAAGAAUUGGGAAUGAACCAACUCAAGCAAGGAGUAUGACGAGAGGGCCAGAAAAAACCACUGAAUUGAGCACUGAGACGUAUGUCGGGCGAGUAUUCACCCAUCCUCUUGUCACUGACAUAGCUGUUAUAACUGUAGCUGUACCUACCAGUUAUAAAGUACCGAAUACUUUCACCGGUGUUGAAUUAGCAAUUAUCACAAGUUUUCUACUGUUCACCAUGUGCAUUCUCCUAGUUUUAUUUGCACAGAAACGUGGUUUUCGCAUUUCACGACGCCAGCAAGCAUCUUUGAUGUAUAGACGCCGUUUACGUGAUGCUCUAGAUCGCCUCAGCGUCAGAGGCUGCCCAUCAAGGUUGGACAAUCCUUACCUGAACGAUGAAAUUAUCGUGUCAUAUAAUGCAAAUGGCGAUGCAAUACGGUUCGGAGAUAACGCAUGGAAACAUACAUUCCACACUGAUCCCCCUCCACCUUAUUCAGAAAUAAUUGAUAUAAACAGAGAAACUUGUCCGUUUCCUGUAAAUGCGUGUUCAGCAGAAAUGCAGCCGCCAUCUUAUGACGAGACAGUGGCCAGUUACAUUGAUAGGCAAGCAAGUCGUACUCAUGAAAGGACUGAGUUGCAUUAUGGGAGGUCAGGGGGCAGACGACAAGGCUGUGACUUCGACUUUGAGACAACAAUAUGAAAAGGACUAAGUGAAUAUUUUGGUGCUGAUAAACUAAACACUGAUACAACGAUGCAGUCAAAUAAAAUGAGUCAUUCUGGAUAAUGGCUUGAGUUUCAAAGAUUAUUAUAAACCAAAUAUUACACUUAAUGGUAUUUGAAUCAGUUGAUCUCAGAUGAAUGAAAUGAUAGUAUUUCUGUUCUCCAUUAGAUUUUAUUGUGCAAGUAUUUGUACCAACUCUGCAUGAUACAGAAUAUGUAGCAUUGCUGAUAAGGCUGUAAUUUGCUCACGAAAUCCAAACAACUCUUCUAAUGAUUUAUUAACGUUCGCAAAUUUAUCAUGGAACUUUCGAGAAAGUCUCUUUGGUCAGGCAUACUGUAACAUUGAUGAAGAAUGUCUUCUGUUCCACCUUGAAGUUCUAAUGACCUAUGACACCCUGAUGUGUGUGCAUGGGGAAAAUAUUUUCUGUACUGUUGCAAAGGAGGUAUGCUUUUCCCACAUGGUGACUGCUGGCCAGAUGAUCUGAUAUCAGUAUACUUUCUUGCGCUAUAAAACUCUGUCCAAACUAUCAAAUUUUCUUUGCCAAAAUGAUGUAUGCCCAUAUAUAGUCAUGAUGUGCCUAUAUAUGGUCAUGAUGUGAUGUCAUCAUGACCAUAUUUAGGCAUGUCACAUGAAUUUGAUAGUCUGAACAGGCAUAGCAUAUGAACAUACACAAAGACAAUAUUUGAUUAAACUAGGAUGAUGGAGAGCAUCGUCUACCUUCCAACAUGCAUGGAUUCGAAGAGACACAAUUUGUUCGACUAGAUUGAAGGUAUAUGUUUGAAACAAGCAAAAUAUGAUGCAGUAGCACAUGCCUGGAUUUAACUACUUGGUAUAUAAAGAAACACCUGAAUCAUUGAUGUAACUAUAUUAAGCAAUGAAAUGUCUUUCAGCACAUGGAUGAUGUAAUCCUACUUUUGUGCAGAACUUGCUGCAACAUUCUGCAAAUUACAGAGAGUGACCCUUUCUUGCUAAGCCCUGGGCCUUGCAUAUUGUUGCUAAAGUUCCACAAAACGACAGUGUAAAAACAUAUGCAAGCACAUGGGACACCACGUGUGUUUGUAGGACAUACGCAUAUUCCUCGCCCUCUUGUUAUUGGUCAGUUGUUAAAGUUUGAUUGACACUCCAGAAGAAACAUUGUUUUGGAGAGACCACAAAGAACUGCAUUUCUGAAUCCAAAUGAGAUGAUAAACCAAACUAUGCAGUACAGUACUUUUCUAUAUUUGUCCUCUUGAUAUUUGCCUCUCAACUUUCAAAAUUGUGGUUGAAGCUACAUUCUAUGAUUGGCAAAAUGUACCUCCUAUUUUGGGUAAGGAUAUUCCAAAUUGUUAAGAAAAAGCAUAGGCCUACCAGUAGUGGGGUUAGGGGUAAUGUUUUUUCAAGAAGCUCCACUUGAGGUCAAACUAAAAAAUAUAAUUAAAUUUUAAUAUAUAUUAUAUAAUCAAAUUUUGAUGAUCUAACCAAAAGUACUGUGAUUAGAGUUCCUUAAUAUUGUGGUUUGAAACACAGUUUUUACUUUCCUAAUAACUAGAAUCUCAGCAAGGGGAUUGGAUUCAGCUCUUUACCCCCACUAAGGAUUUUACCACUGACCCAGACCAAUAGCUAUAUAGUGACCCAUGGAUCAGACUCCUCUUUUGGAUAUGUUGGACCCUUAAUGGAAAAUUUCUGGAAGCCUAUUGUAUACAUGUGAAAUACAUAUUACAUUUCCAAACUACUACAGCCCUCCCCAGCCUUCUUUCUUGACCCACUUUCAGUGCAGUUUGGCCAGCUAUUAAUCAAAAUUAAAAUGAUAUAUUCAAACAGUAACAGCAUCAGUGUAUGCCAAGUAGUGUAGAAACCAACACAUGUGAAAAAUGUAUAUAUACUUUUAUAUUUAAGAUAAUUAAAAAUUAUAAAAUUGUUGGAUAUGAAUCUCUUGUAAAUUAUUAAAUUAUACCGAUAUUGGUAUCUGUACAUAAGAAAAAAUAAAUCUGCUUGUUUAAUAUGGCAGCAAAUAUUAAUUUAUGUUGAAUAAAUAGUAAUUAAUUAAAGGUGUACACCUACUUGAUGCCAAACACCUGAAAAUUCAAACAAAAAUAGCUCAGUUGAAAGAAAUCAGAUAAGUUAUUAACAGGAAGCGAUAAAAAAAAUUAGCUUUUGCUGAUAUACAGAUACCCUAGUACAGAAAUCUACUGUAUAAAUUGAUUACCAGCCAAAUUGGGGGUCUAUGUGAAAUUUUUAUGGGAACGUGUGAGGCUUGGCAUCCCAAAAUCAGCAUACCCACAAUAAAUGUUAAACUGAGUAAUUAGCAUAAGAAUAUUGCAGUAUUGUAUACUUUGGUACAGAAAAGCCAGAAUACUUUUACUCAUAACUUUGGCAAUUUAGUAAGUUAAUUCAAGUUGAAAUGGUCUAUCAUUUUAAAGCUUAUAAUGUGGAGAGAAUUAAUACAAUAUAUUAAAAAGUCAAUUUUCAUGUUUUGGUCACUAAUGCUGUUUUUGACAAGGCAAGCCCCAUAUUAUUUUACCUAUUGUUAAUUUUUGGAGAAAUUUUUUUUCUCAUUCAUAUUUUUAAUUGUAAAUUAAUAACUUACUUUAAUAUACAUACUAAGUAAUUUAAAUAUGUAAUCGUAUUAUCAUCAAUUUUUCAUGACAGAUAAUACGUCUUUAAUGUAAUUUUAAAGUUUCUAUUUUAAAAUUUUAUAUUAAGAAAAAAAUAGACAUGCUAAAUUUUUGAGAAUAAGGAUGCUUUGUAUAAACAGCCUUUGACAACUGCUCUGGAACUGGAAUUAUAAUAUACUACAUCAACAUGGUGCUGUAUAUAUGUUGACAACUUCUCUAAAGUUAAAUGCAUAAUAAUUAUUUCUGUAGGCCAGUUUCAUUAGAGAAGGGAUGCCUAACAAAGUGUGGGUUGCUGAUUAAAUCAGAAUAAAUAUUCAACUGACGACAAAACAAUGUAUCUGGGACACAAAUUGUCAAAAAUUACCAAAGGCAGAUUUGGAAACAAUUUAUUUUUCAAUUUGACUUUUUUUGCCUGACAGCUGAUGAUUUUCAUUCUGGAAAUCUCUUCCUGUGUAAGACGGUUGUUAAGUUCCGUCGUAUUCGUAUUAUCAUCAAUUUUUCAUGACAGAUAAUACGUCUUUAAUGUAAUUUUGAAGUUUUUAUUUUAAAAUUGUAUAUAAGAAAAAAUAGACAUGCUAAAUUUUUGAGAAUAAGGAUUCUUUGUAUAAACAGCCUUUGACAACUGCUCUGGAACUGGAAUUAUAAUAUACAUCAACAUGGUGCUGUAUAUAUGUUGACAACUUCUCUAAAGUUAAAUGCAUAAUAAUUAUUUCUGUAGGCUAGUUUCAUUAGAGAAGGGAUGCCUAACAAAGUGUGGGUUGCUGAUUAAAUCAGAAUAAAUAUUCGACUGACGACAAAACAAUGUAUCUGGGACACAAAUUUUCAAAAAUUACCAAAGGCAGAUUUGGAAACAAUUUAUUUUUCAAGUUGACUUUUUUUGCCUGACAGCUGAUGAUUUUCAUUCUGGAAAUCUCUUCCUGUGUUAGACGGUUGUUAAAAGCUAUGUACAGUAGGCAAUUUUGCAAUUAUCAUUUGAAAUUCCUGAUUGUAGGUUUUAGAUAAAUAUUCUGUUUGAAUCCACAGUA